Molecule: messenger RNA, 2142 nt
Organism: Drosophila hydei
Lineage: Eukaryota; Metazoa; Arthropoda; Insecta; Diptera; Drosophilidae
Product: collagen alpha-1(III) chain
Exons: 5
Coding region: 1-2142 (713 amino acids)
Source: RefSeq, a predicted model, not a curated record
AUGUCCAAGCUGACGAUUCCUCGGACUCCACCUUUGAAGCCGCUGCAUCAGCUCCAGCUACCGCCCACGCCGGCUACGAAUACCGAUCUGUUUCAAGCCGCAGAUCCCAUUGGAAGUGCAGUGCACUUUAAGAAGACUUGCGUAUAUAAUUGGACUCUCAUUUCCAAUCAGAGCACAGACGCUAUGGAUCCGUUUAGACUUCUGUUGGUAUGUCUGCUAGCGCUUGGCUGGCUGUGUGAGGUGACACCCUCGAAGCACCACCUCCAGUACGAGGACGACGAGGAUCAUCACUAUCUGCCGCCGGAGGAGGAGCAUGUACUAAAGCCCUUCUUCCGCAAGGACAAGCACACGAGUGAGCAUGUUGUCUAUCACAAGGGUGAGCAACAUCACGAGCCCAAGCGUGUGGAUCACUACCAUCACUACGACAAGCAGCCGGACGUGAAGACCAACCAUGUACAUUACCAGCAGGCUGCACCACAGCUGCGCACCGCUGGCCUUCUGAUCACCGCGCCCUCACAGAUCGUCACACGUCGUCGCCGCCCCAAUCGCGUGCUCUAUGCAAGCGCACCCAACUCUGUCUUCCACACUCAGAUCAAUGUGCAAUCGCAGGACUCUGAGUUGAGCUCCCAGAUAAGGGCACAGGCGCCCACAGGGGCACAGGCGCCCACAGGGGCACAGGCGCCCACAGGUGCACAGGCGCCUGUAACUUCAUUGCCCAAUUGCCAGUUCCCAGUUGCUGGAAAUCCUCCCGCUGGCUGUCGCGACUUCGAUCCAACUGGUGCUCAGCUAGGCGCCAAUGCUCUGCCAGCUGGUGGACAACUGCCAGCCAAUGCUGGAGACCCGCCGGGGGGCGGACAACUGCCAGCCAUUGCUGGAGACCCGCCGGGUGGCGGACAACUUCCAACCAAUGCUGGAGACCCGCCGGGUGGUGGACAGCUCCCAACUAAUGCUGGCUUGCCAGCUGGUGGACAGCUCCCAACUAAUGCAGGCCUGCCAGCCGGUAGUCAGUUGCCUGCAAAUGGCUUCUCGCAGGCUGGACAAUUACCCACAAUCGGCUUGCAAGCCAAUUUACCCAGCAAUGCAGGCAACCGCAACAAUCUCUUCAUUGAUCCCUCGCUGGGCGCACAGCUGCCAGCUGGAGGACAGGCGCCAGCUUUUGGUAAUGGCAAUCAAGUUCAGGGAGGACAACGGCCAGCUGGCGGACAAGCUACUGUUCUGGGCAACGGAAAUCCGGUUUUGGGUGCCCAAUUGCAAGCAGGAGGCCAAGCUCCCACUUUUGGUAACGGAGAUCCAGUCCUAGGAGCACAGCUGCAAACGGGAGGACAAGCGCCAACUCUGGGCAAUCCUGUGCUGGGAGGUCAGUUGCCCACCGGAGCCCGAGCACCAGCUGGGAAUCCGAAUGGCAACGGCAACCCUGUGCUGGGAGGUCAGCUGCAAGCCGGAGCCCAAGCGCCAGCUGGGAAUCCAAAUGGUAAUGGCAAUCCUGUCGGCGGAGGUCAGUUGCCCGCAGGAGCCCAAGCACCAGCUGGCAAUCCUACUGUUAAUGGCAAUCCUGUCGGGGGAGGACAGCUGCCAGCUGGUGGUCAGCUGCCUGCAGUAGGCCAAGCGCCCGGUAAUCCAGUCUUGGGUGCCCAACUGCCUGCUGUAGGACAGCUCUUUACUCCCUUGCUUGGGGGUCAAUUGACAACCAAUGGAAAUAGCAAUCCGAAUCUGGCUGCAGUGACUGUACGUCUGAAUGGGCGGCGCAAUGGACGUCGCUUGCGAAAUCGCACCAACUACCAGGGCCUUAAUGUCCUGCGAGGUAAUGUGUUUGGUCAGCCAAAUCUGCAGGGACCAACGAAUGUAGUCGGCAAUCACCAGGACACGAACAUCAUCGAUGGCAGCUUCUACAGCUAUCCGGGGCAGAGUCAAAUGUUGGUCCGUUUAAAUGGCAACCAACGCUCAGUGCUGCUGACCGAUGGCGACUACUACGAUGACGAUGACCCAGCAAAUAUUGGCAUUGCUGCCAGCUCGCCGGAGCUGAGCUAUGCAGCGCCCCAGCAUAAAGGAUCUCAUCACAGGGCCAGCUCCAGUAGCCUGCACCAUCAGACAGCUGCCUCCGAGCACGGAUACCACUACAAGAAUCCCAGGCAUAUCAAAUGA